AUGGAAUCUUUGCGCGUUUUGUCUUUAACUGGAAAUAGCGUGAUUUCGAAGAUAAAAAACUAUCGGAAAACAUUAACUAUAAAAUGUAAAGAACUUCGUAAUCUAGACGAGAGGCCGAUAUUCAAAAAGGACCGUUUGUGCGCUGAAGCUUGGAGUACAGGAGGUAUCGAAGCGGAGCAAGCCAUGAGAACCAAAUUAAACGAAGACGAACAAAAAACGAUUUCGGAUUCCGUAAACGCACUAAUGAGUUUGCGUCGAAAUAGGAAUGUACAAAUUAUUCCGUCAGCCUCCGGGGACAGCGGCCAUCGGGAAGGCGGCGACGUGAGAGAUUCUACAGACAGUCUGAUCGUGUCCAAAGACUAUUACGAUGAAUGCGAUUCUUCAGACGACGAUUCCACCGACGACGGAUCGUCCGUCAAAGACGCAAAUCCAUUGGUACGUGAAAUCGACGAUAAUAACGAUUGCGGAGACGACUCUGCAGCUGCUGACGAUUCUGUUGAUCGGUCGACACGCGACAACGUUGGCGAUAACGGUAAAGGCUUCAGUGACCCCGAGAAUGACAUCGUAGAUUACCCUCGCGAUCGAAUGUCUGCUGCUGACCGGAGUACCUGCAUUACCACGGUGGACUGCAGCAGCGGAAGCCGGGAAGACAUCGAUGCAGGCCGCCCCCUGAUCAUCGCUUUCCCAGAAGAUGGUGAUGAACUUGCAGAACGAUUGGAUGAAAAAUAUGAACUCUUCGUCGACAGUAAAACCGACGCGUCUCCGAAUAACAUCGCGUCGGACAAUACUGCAGAACCAUCUCUUGAACAGUGUACCGACGACCGUUUAUGUUCAAACGACUCGGCCGAGCUGACGAUUGAACUUAUAGAAAAUGAAUUAGUUUCUACAGAGAUGAAUUACGCGAAUGACGAAUCAAAUCCAGAUGAAAGUGGAAAACUUGAUGACGAUAAUAGUGAUGAAAAUCAUAACAAUAAGAAUGUUUUAAAUAAUCAAAAAAACGUCGUAGAUUACCCUCGUGAUCGAAUGCCUGCUGGUGACCGGAGUACCUGCAUUACCACGGUGGACUGCAGCAGCGGAAGCCGAGAAGACAUCGAUGCAGGCCGCCCCCUGAUCAUCGCUUUCCCAGAAGAUGGUGAUGAACUUGCAGAACGAUUGGAUGAAAAAUAUGAACUCUUCGUCGACAGUAAAACCGACGCGUCUCCUAAUAACGUCCCGACAAACAAUACUGCAGAACCAUCUCUUGAACAGUGUACCGACGACCGUUUAUGUUCAAACGACUCGGCCGAGCUGACGAUUGAACUUAUCGAAAAUGAAUUCGUUUCUACAGAGAUGAAUUACGCGAAUGACGAAUCAAAUCCAGAUGAAAGUGGAAAACUUGACGACGACAAUAGCGAUGAAAACUAUAACAAUAAUAAUGUGGUAAAUAAUCAUCAUCGAAAUGUCGGCAGUUCAAUCGACAUUAACAACACAUUAAAGGACAACGAUUCUGAAACGUGCAAAAAUCCCGAUUUAAAUGAAAGACAAGGUUUACCUAUAUUAUGUGCAGAGCAAAUUAUUAACACUUCACAAAUAUUAUGCACAGAAAGGUUAUAUACUCUUGACAUAAUUGAUCAUGAUAAUGCUGAAGAAGAAUCAAGUUUAAUUUCAACCUGCAAACCUGAUCGAAAUGAAAUUAAAGAAAUUCCUAUUCAACUUCCAUGGCUGUUGCCACCUCAAACAAAAGAGGAGUUUUAUAUCAAAAAAAGUUCUGAAUAA
This is a messenger RNA of Macrosiphum euphorbiae (potato aphid), 1755 nucleotides long. The record is from the annotation of a GenBank genome assembly. Lineage: Eukaryota; Metazoa; Arthropoda; Insecta; Hemiptera; Aphididae.